Diceros bicornis minor is the source of this 2864-nucleotide messenger RNA. RefSeq names its product NMDA receptor synaptonuclear signaling and neuronal migration factor (gene NSMF). Gene Ontology annotation, biological process: positive regulation of neuron migration; regulation of neuronal synaptic plasticity. The coding region runs from base 153 to 1751 and encodes 532 amino acids. Lineage: Eukaryota; Metazoa; Chordata; Mammalia; Perissodactyla; Rhinocerotidae. The transcript has 15 exons. Gene Ontology annotation, molecular function: protein binding. Gene Ontology annotation, cellular component: nucleus; cytoplasm. The record is from RefSeq and is a predicted model, not a curated record.
GCCCGGCGAGGCCAUGCGGGUCCAGGGCCCGAGCCCGAGCCCGAGCCCGAGCCCGAGCCCGAGUCCCAGCCCCGACGCGGCGCGGCUCCCCCGGCGGAGGCGGCGGGCGCGGGGCGCGCUCUGAGGCCGGGGGAUGCGCCGCCGCCCCGACCAUGGGCGCCGCCGCCUCCCGGAGGAGGGCGCUGAGGAGCGAGGCCAUGUCCUCAGUGGCGGCCAAAGUGCGAGCAGCCCGAGCGUUUGGCGAGUACCUGUCCCAGAGUCAUCCUGAGAACCGGAACGGUGCAGACCACUUGCUGGCUGACGCCUACUCUGGCCACGACGGGUCCCCCGAGAUGCAGCCAGCCCCCCAGAACAAGCGCCGCCUCUCCCUGGUCUCCAACGGCCGCUAUGAGGGCAGCCUCUCGGAGGAGGCGGUCAGCAGGAAGCCGGCCGGUGAGGGCCCCCAGCCCCGUGUGUACACCAUCUCCGGGGAGCCAGCCCUGCUGCCCAGUCCGGAGGCCGAGGCGAUAGAGCUGGCCGUAGUGAAGGGGCGGCGGCAGCGGGAGCGGCACCCCCACCACCACAGCCAGCCCCUGCGUGCCAGCCCGGGCGGCAGCCGGGAGGACGUCAGCAGGCCCUGCCAGAGCUGGGCGGGCAGCCGCCAGGGUUCCAAAGAAUGUCCCGGAUGCGCCCAGCUGGCCCCUGGCCCCAGCCCCUCCCCUCGGGCCUUUGGGCUGGACCAGCCACCCCUGCCUGAGGCCACCAGCCACCGCAAGAAGCUGGAGAGGAUGUACAGCGUCGACCGUGUGUCUGAUGACGUCCCCGUCCGCACCUGGUUCCCCAAGGAAAACCUCUUCAGUUUCCAGACAGCCACCACAACUAUGCAAGCGGUGUUCAGGGGCUACGCGGAGAGGAAGCGCCGGAAACGGGAGAAUGAUUCCGCGUCUGUAAUCCAGAGGAACUUUCGCAAACACCUGCGCAUGGUCGGCAGCCGGCGGGUGAAGGCCCAGACGUUCGCCGAGCGGCGCGAGCGGAGCUUCAGCCGGUCCUGGAGCGACCCCACCCCCAUGAAAGCCGACACUUCCCACGACUCCCGAGACAGUAGUGACCUGCAGGGCUCUCAUUGCACCCUGGACGAAGCCUUCGAGGACCUGGAUUGGGAGACUGAGAAGGGCCUGGAGGCUGUGGCUUGUAACACUGAAGGCUUUCUACCGCCUAAGGUCAUGCUCAUCUCCUCCAAGGUGCCCAAAGCUGAGUACAUCCCCACCAUCAUCCGCAGAGACGACCCCUCCAUCAUCCCCAUCCUCUACGACCACGAGCACGCGACCUUUGAGGACAUCCUGGAGGAGAUAGAGAAGAAGCUGAACAUUUACCACAAGGGAGCCAAGAUCUGGAAGAUGCUGAUCUUCUGCCAGGGUGGUCCAGGACACCUGUACCUGCUCAAGAACAAGGUGGCCACUUUUGCAAAAGUGGAGAAGGAAGAGGACAUGAUUCACUUCUGGAAGCGGUUGAGCCGCUUAAUGAGCAAAGUCAACCCAGAGCCGAAUGUCAUCCACGUCAUGGGCUGCUACAUUCUGGGGAACCCCAAUGGGGAGAAGCUGUUCCAGAACCUCAGGAGCCUCAUGACCCCUUACAGGGUCACUUUUGAGUCCCCGCUGGAGUUGUCGGCCCAAGGGAAGCAGAUGAUUGAGACCUACUUUGACUUCCGGCUGUACCGCCUGUGGAAAAGCCGCCAGCACUCGAAGCUGCUGGACUUCGAGGACGUUCUGUGAGGGGCAAGGCCACCACCCGGCCGCUUCCUCGGGCUGGCAGCUGGAGCUUGGCCGCUGCGUCCGCACCAGACCGUGUGGGUCGUGGUCUUCACACCCUUCAGGGCCCCUCAGACGUCACUCAGGUUUCCUCGGGGUCGGGUCCUCACUGCACCACAGGCCACAGAGGCCACAGCCGCCGGCUCAGGGGGAGCUUCUGCCACCCGGCUGGCGGGCCUCAGCAGCCAGGCGCUGACUGGGCCUAGGCCUCGCCUGGAGGCUGCGGCCUUGGGGCGGCUCCUCUGCGGAGUUCAUAGAAAUAAGUGCAAUUUUCUACAGCGGUGAAACAAUUCAAAGGGAGGCAGUGUUACUGGUUAACUAGUUAAGUGCUGCGUUACUAGUUACAGCGUAGAUGACCAGCCCAGCGCGCAUUCAGGAUCCUCUCUGCUCCCAGCCCCAGCCCCCAUCCCUGCGUAUCUGAUCACCAGCACCGGGAGGCCCGCCUGUGGGGCUGGCGUCACCCGGCUGCCCGGCCUGGCCCUGUCCCGGCCGAGUCCCCGAUCUUCCGUGCUUGCGCUCCUCUUGCCACCCCGCUCAUCUGACCUCAGCCGCACCGCCUGGCAGGGGUGUGCGCAGCAGGGGAGGGCGCACCUUCCCUUCUCAGAGGAGGCGCUGGGUUGAGCCGGGCCUGCCUGCUCCCCGUCCUCCCACGCCCACCCGGUUCUCUGCUGCUGCUGUCCAGUUCAGCUUUUGUUGGCUGCGGGCUAGAGGCCUCCCCUAGUGCAGAGGCCUGGGGGCUUGGCGGGGGCCUGCCGGGGCUGGGCCCCGGUGGGCGAGAACCCCACCACAUGCUGCAUUGGGGCCUGGACCCCACAUCCCAGGCCCGAGAGCUGAGCAGCUGGUGGACUGUGGGCCCGCAGCCUUGCCUGUGCCCAGUGGGGUGGGCUCUCUUGUAUAUAGCUGGGGCUCGGGGGCAGGCCCCCCUUUGCAGAGCCUGGGUCUGAGGACACCUGAUUGUGCUCUCGGCCGAGGGUAGGGUGGAGGCGUGUGCCAGGCUCUGAACAAUGUACGAUAUCCCUUAGAGUGACCAUUAAAUCUGACCCUCUGCUGCUGCUGGCGCAUGGGUCUCCUCUCUCA